UCGAUUGGAGGAUUGGUGGAAGAAAAGUAGGUAAACGACAAAAGACGGAGACGUACAAAAGCACAAUUCGCAAUAGGGGAUCAGAAAGUUUGGACGUGGUAGUUCAUAGUGCCUUCUUUUUUUUUUUUUUUUCAUUGGUUAACCUAGGUAGGAUAUUAGGCAGCAUAGUAGCAAGAGCUUGGUGGCGCAACCCACCGCCCCGUUCCAAAGGGGACGCUCAUAACAUCCAUCCAUCCAUCCAUCCAGUUCGGCCAAUCUAUGGGCCAAUCCGAUCCAAUGAUCUGACAUCUACUCGUAACUCGUUACAUGUAGUCUACGGGCGCCGGGCGUUUGGUUUCUCUCGUCCUCGCGUGUCUUCAAGGGUACCUCAUUUAUUUCUGAUCUGUGCCGUUUUAUUAUGGCGUACGCAAUGAGGUUUGCCAACAGGGCAAGUGCUCUGUCGCUUCUAAGACCAGUGACAGCCUCGCCCGCUGCAUGCUUUGCACCAAUGUCAGCAAUGAGCCCCAAGCAGGCACAAGUGACAGAACACUUCUUCAAAAAGAACAAGUCGCUCAAGAGGCCUUUGUCACCUCACCUGAGCAUUUAUGCGCCUGUAUGGAAUGGGUGUGAUGCCAUUUGUCUGCUCGCACCAGUUCCCGCACUAUGUGGAGGCCCUGCAGGCCAUGCACAUCUCACCCAUCCUCACUUUCCCAGUGAAGCUUGGCCUGGCCUUUGCUCUCUGCUACCACACUUUCAAUGGCAUGCGCCACCUGGCCUGGGAUUUGGGCCUUGGCUAUGGCCUCAAGGAACUCUACACGACAGGCUUUUUUGUGCUUGGUCUCAGUCUUGUGACGGCAGCAGUGUUGGCCUUCAAGUAGACCACCCUACACCUUGCCUGCAGUGCCUCAGGUCAAGGUGGCAAGCCUGCCCACUGUCAUGCAGAGUCCUUUCUUUAGGGGUUUGCAUAGACAGGAAAAAAAGGUACAACACUCUCUUGGUAUGCUGGGUCAGGGUAUCUGUGAUUGUUAAUAAAAAAUCUGCGACAGCUGUGCAUCUAAGUGAAGCUUACUCUAUCUUUACUCGCCGAAGUUAUGUCUCAUGCUGUCCAUGCACACUUUUCUAAACCCCUUGAAGCAUUAAAUGUGUGCAGCAAAAAGUGAUGACAAACAUUGAAAAAUGUGCAUGCAUAAACAGCAGAAGCUGUUCCUCGGCCUUGCUUUGAGCUACAAAUGUUACCAUAGCAACAACAUAAUCAUAAGAACAAGUCAUGGCAGCGAGCCAUGAAAAGAAGUUUCAAAAGCUCAGAGGAGGGCAACCACUGCUGUCAAUGGUGACCCCAAGAUUCUACUUUGCUGGUCUGAUAUAUAUCCCCUUCAGGUAUUGCGUGCAGAAUUGUAGUCGAGAUAGUGCAUCAAAGGCAAAGGCACUGAAGAAUUUAAUCAUAGUUAAAACCUGUCACAUACAUCUUUAAGCACUUCUGAUUCGACCUGUGCUGCAAGCUCUUAUAAUGAAAGGGAAGAACUUUCACCCACCCAACUGUAGCACAAAAGGAGUAAUAUGUAUAACAUGUUUUAGUAAAAUGACGUUUCCCUUCUUUCGUUGUUUUUCACUGAGCUUUAUGCCAGGCAGGAUUUUCAAGAGGCUGGAUUGGUGCUUUCCAAGUAUGCUAAUCAUGAAAUAAUUCACGUUUCAUAUCUGAUUUUCCCUGUGGAGAGUUCUCGCAUGGAAUCUAUAUUCUGUAAGCUGGACAAGCACUCACUGAAGAAACGAAAAUUCUUAAUCUGUUCUGCAGCUGUAUGCUUUUAACAAUUCUGCAGAUGCAAGAAAUACGGCAAAACUAAAUUUUCGGCAGACAGAAUUAAUUGGCACCUGGAUGGGGCUCUGACUUUUACUGUGAAAAGCAGUUGUGACCUAGAGAAUGGAUUGGUCGUGUUUGUUAUCCUUUGAAUGAGACAUGGCACAAUGUGGCGAGAAAGGAGAUAUCGACCUAUGAUCAAACCAACAAUGGUAUGUUCGCAAGCUGAGCAUUGUAACUACAGUCUAUGCCAUGGCUGCUUUGCGCAACCAAACUAGCAAUACUUGGAUUGGUUGCUGACAGUUUUCUAUCAGGCUCCUCUCGUGCAUCAUAACAUAGUGUUGAUCAAGAUGUACAUAUUUGCUGUAACAUUCACACUGACGCACUGUGGUGCACUCUUCCUUGACUUCAUAGAUCUUCAAAUUGCAGUACAUAUGCUUUCUGUGAUAUUUCCUGUUCUGUGAAACAAAUCUGAAAAAAAAAAGAAAAGAAGGUUGCAGUUUCUGCCGACAGGUGAAGAAUUGAUAGCAAUAGCAAAGUAUUAGACAUAUAAACAAUAUAAGAUUUAAUUUUUAUUGGCCAUAUAAAUUGCAGUAAACAUUUGCAUACUAAAGUAAGGGAAAAUGAGACAUCCACCCAAUCAUAGCAAUUGUUACAAAGGAAAACCAUACGGGUUCCUCGAAAGAAAAGCGUCGCAAUUGAAGAAAAAUUCGUCCUGGCAUGUUAGCUUGCAUUCUAGGGUUUUCCUCCAAGGAACAAACUGGCGUCUUCACCCCUUGCAUGUCUUGACUUGGGUUCAACGUCUCCGCAUCAUUCUGCAGGGGCUGCUCCGCAAUUCACGGAAUGCCCAAUGCCGGGAUGUUGAUUUUGUUACUUUUGUUUCCAUUCGUCGAUAUGUGUGUGUGUGUGUGUAUGUUUUUUACGUGCAAAAAUCUGUAGUUGAAAGUA
Messenger RNA from Dermacentor andersoni, 2722 nucleotides. The record is from RefSeq and is a predicted model, not a curated record. Lineage: Eukaryota; Metazoa; Arthropoda; Arachnida; Ixodida; Ixodidae.